This is a messenger RNA of Spinacia oleracea (spinach), 4001 nucleotides long. Its product is annotated as pentatricopeptide repeat-containing protein At1g80880, mitochondrial. Gene Ontology annotation, molecular function: protein binding. The transcript has 3 exons. NCBI's taxonomy places the organism in Eukaryota, Viridiplantae, Streptophyta, Magnoliopsida, Caryophyllales, Amaranthaceae. Bases 126 to 1910 code for a protein of 594 amino acids. The record is from RefSeq and is a predicted model, not a curated record.
AAUAACAAGUCAAUAUUAUUGGAAAAAUAAAGUGAUUUAAUUAGCUAAGUAAGAAGUAGAUCAAGUUAGUGAAAGACGAGGGGAAAGAAUGAAAAGGAUUUGAGAGAAAUUGAACAUUGGUCUAAAUGUUGAUCAACUUUUUUCUUUCACCUCCAAACAAUUUUGUUUCAUUAGCCAACAAGAGCAGCUCCACGUUAAUGGCAUUUUAUGCAUUAGCCAAACGGAGGCAAAUUCUCCAUCAAAUUCAAUUCCGUUACUUACUGUCAACACUUCCAUCUUUCUCCUCUUCUUCAAAUGGGUACGUCAACAUCUUCUUCUCUCAGACUUUUCGUCGAACACUUCAUACGCACUUUCAUACUCCUUUACCCAAACAACAUUCACUGUAUUUCUCAACACUCCAAGUCCAACCAUCUCCACAGCUAUCUAUUUACAACCCAAUUGAUUUCAAUGCAAUUAUAAGCAAAAACAAUCAAAAUGAGGAGUUGGGUGUUAUUGAAUUAGUCGAAUUAGUGAAGAAAACCAAGGAUUUUACCUCCAGGACGGAAGCCAUUGAUUUUGUUGUUAGUUCUGGUGUUAAACCUGAUGCUAAUCAGGUUUAUUUGGCUAUUUGGGGUUUGAGGGAAGAUUGGAAGUUGGCUUUAUUGGCAUUUGAAUUGAAUGAAAAUUGGGGUUUUGAAACAGAGAAAAUUCUGGGUUUGGUUGUUUGGGUGUUGGGUACUCAUCAGAAGUUUGAUGUUGCUUGGUCCUUGAUUCGUGACUGGCACCGGUCUGGGGAUACUCGACAAGCCAUGCUUGCUAUCAUAGAGAGAUAUGCAGCAGCAAAUAAUCAUGAGAAGGCCAUUAAAACAUUUCAUUUUAUGGAGAAACUGACACUACACCCGGAUCAGAAAGCAUUUUACACUGUCGUUAGUGCCCUAUGCAGAUAUGGCAAUAUUGAAGAGGCUGAGGAAUUCUUGCUGAAAAAUAAGAAGUUAUUUCCUCUUGAGACCGAAGGCUAUAAUAUCAUUCUUCAUGGUUGGUGUGAUAUUUUUGUUGAUGUUGUUGAAGCCAAGAGAGUAUGGAGGGAGAUGGCAAGUUGUUGUGUUACACUUGAUGCAAUGUCUUACACCCAUAUGAUUUCCUGUUUCUCGCGGGUAGGAAACCUUUUUGAUUCUCUGAGACUCUACGAUGAUAUGAAGAAAAGGGGAUGGAUCCCUGGCCUUGACGUCUAUAAUUCCCUGAUUUAUGUUAUGGCUCAUGAAAAUUGUUUGAGUGAAGCUCUUAAAAUUCUUGUGAAAAUCAAAGAUAUGGGUUUACAACCAGAUGCUAGGACCUAUAAUUGCUUGAUUUGUCCUUUAUGUGAAGCUGGAAAAUUCAAGGAGGCUAGAAAUCUGCUGUCCAUUCUGAAACAAGAGGGUGUCCAAUCAACUAUUGAAACAUAUCAAGCUUUCUUGGAAGAUGCAAAUUUGGAAGGAACUUUUGAAAUUCUGAGCCAGAUGAAAAACGAUAAAGUUGGCCCAGACAGUUACACGUUUCAACUAAUUUUUGAUAGGUUCUUCAAAUUAAGAGAACCUGAAAAUGUAUUAAAGGUUUGGGUGGAAAUGGGACAUUUUGGAGUGCAUCCUGAAUCAGGACACUACCAGUCUCUUGUACGUGGCUUGGCAAAUUGUGGCUGUUUAAUGAAGGCGAAGGAAUUGCAUGUUGAGAUGCUUUCAAAUGGAUAUGUAGAUGAACCAAUACUCAAGAAAUUGUUACAAGGACCAGAACCUGGUAGUCGUCAUGGAAGAGUUGGGUCCAUGAACUUUGUGAAACCUGUUAAUGAAUCAAGAUCCUCAUAUGCAUCCUGUACUAGGCCAAAUAGAGGAAGGAAAAAACGAGGUGUUAAACUCUCAAAGAAGCAGCAAAGACUUGAAGGAUCCUCUGUGCAGUAACGAACCAAGAUAUAUCAGAUGACCGACAAUGCUAUCAAUAGCUCUACCUCUGACCUUGCUGCAAUUGAGGGAAUUUCCCUAGACGUAUGUUGAAUCGGAAUUUAUGGGCCAGCAGUACAGGCGAAGUUCCUGAAUUAAUUAUCACACUUGGGGGAUGUACAACCGGAUAUCCCAAAGGUGCUACUUCAACCGGAUAUUCAUUUAAUUGAUUAUGUUUCUCAACUGAUUAUGUUUCUCAACUAAAGGCUCUAGACGGAAAACCUUUUCGGUCGCCACGCUCUUAGAAAGAGCUACGUUGGUAGUAUUCAAGGUCUCAUUGAUAUCUAGGAUGAUCCUAUUGGCCUGUCUAGUUACUGUCUGUCUUCUCCUGUUAUGAGUCUGAGGUCAUCGGCCUAUCCUUUUGUGAAAAAAUAUGGCAAUUGAAGAAUUGGAGCUACAUCUAUGAAUGAGAGGAAAAUAUGGCUUGUUAAACCUUAUGAAUUUGUUUUCGAUGUUCCGGAAAGGAUACCUUACUGAGGCCAAUAUUGUUAAAUAUCUAAAUUUGGUACCAAUUCUCCUGAAGGGUAACCUUAAUCUCAUCUCCGCUCUCUUCUCCAGCUAUUGCUUGUUUUGGUGUCAGUUUGAGUGCUGCUGCGGUGUGUGCGGACUCUUCUGUCGUGGCACAUGAAGAUUGGAUAUUGUGAAGCAUUAUGUGAUUCUGGAAAUAUGUCCAUAUGAUACAACAUGAUAACUUGAUAAGUCACAACCUUGGACACUUGGUGUGACAGAGAUGUUUCCGGCACGUUCUAUCAAGUCAAAUGUUACAAUGAGUAUGAAGGUGAAUCUCGAAGAAGGAGAUCCCAUGAUGAUAACAAAGGGCUGAAGCUUGAUAUUCCUGACUUUGAAGGCAGCUUAGGCCCAGAGAAAUACCCGAGUGUUUAAAUACAAGGGCUUUAAUGACUGAAAUUGCUUCUGAUAUUAAUCAGGUAUGCAUAAUUGCGUAUGCCUCAUUUUGGUUUGACAAUUUAAGAGCAGGGCAGGAGAGGUGUAAAAGUAAAACUGAAACCUGACUCUUGAGCGAAACUAAAGAAACAUGCGUCAAGAUAAAUUACUCCCAUUUUUAAUGCAAGACAGCUUGUCAUUUGAGGAAUGCAUCUCUGAAUUUGAGUACCAAUGCAUGCUAUGUGAUGUCCAAGAAAGGCCUGAACAUAAAAGUUCACUUUCAUAAUGUUGCUGAGAACAGAUGUUGCUGGAAUUAAGGCACCAUGGAUCUUGUAAGUAUUUGUGUAUAGGUGUGAAAAGUAGAAGGCAGGUAAAAGGUUGGCCCAGAUGUGAAUUUGUGGGGUGCAUCUGAGAACAAGAGAACUAAAAAAACAAUGCUGUAAGUGUCAUGGUUUUGGGCAUACAGUACACGGAUGCCCUUUAGGCACACCUUAGUCUGUCCUCGAGUAUUUUAAACUUAGGGGUUAAAUGGGCAAGGAAUAACUACAAGGGCGAAGGGAAUUUUAAACCCAUGCUGAACCUUUUUUGUUAUUGCAUCAUGUUUCUCCUAACUCGUUAAAUCAGAAGAGGGCAGAGUAGAGGAGAUUCGCAUAAGGAAUUGCUUAAUAUUCGAGUUAUGACACUUUUAGAUUGAGAUGUGAAUAUAGGUCUGGUUUCCCACAUGAAGAGCAUAGUGUUGCAUUAACUCCUGAUUAACAUGGAUUUGAUUUAGUGUACAUGUGUAUGCAAAGGAAGACCUAUUCGUUUGUUGCUGCUUGUCCCAGUAGAUAAAAUUACACGAAACAAGGGUAAGACGAAUGCCAUCUCUGCUAGAACGGGAUUUACUGUUCCGUGCAUUGAGUUAAGUUGAAUUUGUGUUGCAGCAAUGAUUGUACUCCUGCCCUAACCAAAGGCUACUAUAUCUGGCGGAUGAUUAUUUUAAAGAUGUUUGGAAACCUAAGUUGCUUGUGGUUAUGGUACAUGUUUGGAAACAGUAUCAUGCAAGUCAGCUGAAUGUCUCAUUUUUUGCUUAUUAUUAAGGGGCUAUUUUAAAGCUUCCUUGUUAAGUAAGCUCCUUUUGUAUAAUGCUGUAAAUUUUUAAGAGGGAAUAAAUCAGCUGAAUUUACUUGA